Molecule: messenger RNA, 2902 nt
Organism: Nasonia vitripennis (jewel wasp)
Lineage: Eukaryota; Metazoa; Arthropoda; Insecta; Hymenoptera; Pteromalidae
Product: GATA zinc finger domain-containing protein 14
Exons: 4
Coding region: 354-2243 (629 amino acids)
Cellular component (GO): extracellular region
Molecular function (GO): chitin binding
Source: RefSeq, a predicted model, not a curated record
GACCGGAUGGUGAUGUUCUCCUUCAUCCUACCUCCUAUAUUCCUAGCGACUACCAGUUCAGACUCUUCUUCGGUACUGUAGUUUCAUAGCGUCGUGCAGUCGCAUCAUCGACCGCUUAGCGAAACGGUUUCGGACGCGCGCUACACACACGCUUUUGCCUAGCUUUUUUAUCCAUCUUAUUAUAGUGCUUCUAUAGCACGUUUCUCGUGUAUUCAUCUAAAUGACAACAAACCGCAUUCUACUAGAUUUCGACUCCUCCGAAUUUUCCGACUAGACGCUUUUUUUUAAUUUUCACACGACGUUUACGAAGGUUGAUUGCAACAGUGAACGUAUUUGAAAGCAGCUUAGUUGACAUGACGACGUCUAGGAUCAUCUUUAUUCUCGUACUAGUUGCGGUUGUAUGGAGCUGUGUGUUUGGUCUUCAGCGACCACCUCCUCGAUACUCUCAACAAUACAUGCCGCAAACGUCUUUCACGUGUCGCAAUAAAAUAGUAGGAAGUUACUAUGCUGAUCCUGAAACCGACUGUCAACUUUUCCACGUAUGCGUGUCUGUUGCUGGAAGCAUUCAGGACUAUAGGUUCCUUUGUCCAAAUGACACCGCUUUCGAUCAAGAAAGCCAAACAUGUGCAGAUUGGUACGAUGUUGACUGUGAAGCCGCUACUCUCUAUUAUGCGAGCGACAAUUUUGACUUGUACCGGAUCGGCUCGGGAUUAGAGUCGCUUCACUACGACAGUAUUCGUAGUGAUUAUGAGCCCCAGGAUCACUUACAACGCAGUGAAUCGAACGAUCCAAUUAGGUCGCCUCUGAAUUCUUUUAGUACUAACAAUUAUAAAGACUUGGAAACAUCAAAGAAAAGCAGCAUUAAUAAAAGCAAUGAGUACUCACCAAGAAAUCCGAAGGAGGUCAUUAGCGAAAUAGAAAAGGACAGAAAUUUACGAGAACACCAAGAGUCCGAAAAGAAAGUGAACGGAAGGAAGAUAAAUCGCAAGCCAGUAAACAAUGGCUUUACAAGUACUUACAGGACAAAAUUUACAACGGGCGCGCCCGCACAGAUACAGCAACAGACUCGCAACUAUGAUAACAAAUCUUUUGGGCAACAGAACAUGGCAUUUACGACACCGACGAGUCUGCGACCUUCACUUGUUUCUAAUACGCCAAACUCCAAGCAAGGAAGUGUAACCACACUGAGACCGACGACCAAAUACAUCACAACACAAACUGCCGCGAGAUCAACCGCUAGUUCGCAAGCCACGUACUCCAAUUAUCCGACAACGACCAUUAAAACUACUUUCCAUAAUAAUAAUUUUGAUAACAUCAAUCGAUUCGAGACAACUACCAAGCCAACGAAUGCUAUUAGUAAUCGUCCUGAACCGCAGAGUUAUUCAGCUCAGUUUAGUCAAGCUACUUCUGCGACAACCAAACAGCCUUCUUUAGACUAUCAGCUGUACAAUCAGGGUGAUAAUUACGAUCAGAGAAUUUACAAUAAUUACAAUAGUAACUACGUUCAUAGACCAAAUAGCACGACGCACGCUUCUUCUUCAACAACUGUACCCAGCCAAAAUAAAAAUAACAACCAUUACAACAAUUACAACGACAAUAAUAAUUAUAACAAUUAUAACACUUUUAAUAACAAUUAUCCAUCGAAAAAACUGGCUGAUUAUAACUCAAACAGUUACACAGCAAAUACGUAUGUGCCCACCACAUACAAUCCCGUAACAAAUAAAUACGCCAACGGUAGACAGUACUAUGACAAAUCGACUACUGUAACUACAAAACCCUCACACUUUGGUGAAACUGAUUCCAUCAAGACAUCAAAAAAGGUGACUCAUUACAAGGGUUAUCAAAACUACGAGACCAGUAGUAAAAGCUACGACUUUAGCAGAUCUUCCGUUGGACUUGGAUUUAGUCCAUCUAGUGUGAAUCACCUUGCAGAAAAUGUUAAGUCAACAACUCCGACACCAAGGCGAGUUGCUUCACCAACGACCUACAAUCCCAAUAAUUUUCAUGGGAAUUCGCAAACACUUCAGAGUCAAGUCACUCAAGUAAAGCCGACGUAUCAUCGAAAUCAAUCGGCCAAGCAAAACUCAACAACAGAAAAAUAUGCUAAGGAAACAACAAUUCGUUCUAAAAUAACCAAAAAAAAUGACUAUGACUAUGCCUACUAUGACAAUGGACCUGUUGAAUAUGACAGCCUUGAAUUGGAACAUGUCGGCAGCAAUAAAGAAUCCGUGAAAAUUUCAUAAACAGUAUUUAUUAGGUAUAAUGCAUAUAAAUGAUGAAAUUGAUGAAAAAAGUUUUUAUUAUAUGAAACGAUGAAAAGGCCAGUGUAAAAGUAAACUUAUCUGUACGAAUUAGAUUUUAUAAAACCAUGCAUAAAUUCGUCAAUGCAUAGUAAGUUUUCCUAUCGAGAAUUCACUUCAAUGCGAUAUGUGCAUACACCGCGCGUAUUACAAUAAUUCAAUAAAAUCUAAGUAUUAAAUAGUGAUAGGUUAUUUUAAAAACUUUUUUAUUCUCAAGUAAAGAUAUAGAAUGUUAAGCGGUAUCAAAUUAUUCUACGUUUGUACAUACUGCAAGUGCGAUUAAAUGCUAGUUCAUCUUUAAAUAUUAUUUAAAAUCAUACUUUUCAAAAUUAUUUGUUAGAAUAAGUUUACGAAUAUUGUAUAUACAUUACGCGUUAUACGAACAUCAAAUUUAUGAUCAUUAAUUGUUUUAAAUUUUAUUUACCUCGCUUCAACAGAUUUUAUAAUAUUAAAAAUUAAAUGUAAUUAUUCAAAGUUAUCACUCGUUAUUACAUUAUAAAAAAUACACGCAUAAAAGUGUUGAUUUAAUUUGUAUGCGUUUAUUAUCAACUGGCACCUAUCUUCUAAGAAUCCUAUAUCUAAUUAAAUAAGGUAUUAAUAUU